AUGGCUGCGAAUAUGUACAGAGUCGGCGACUGCGUCUAUUUCGAGACGUCGUCGACGUCUCCGUACCAGAUCCGGCGGAUAGAGGAACUGAACAAGACGGCAUCAGGCAACGUGGAGGCGAAAGUCAUGUGCUUCUACAGGCGGCGGGACCUGCCGAACCCCCUCAUUCAGUUAGCUGAUAAGCAUCAAAUGGCACAGUCAGAAGACUCGCCGGUCGCAAUGAAACUCAAGAAAAUUUGCCUUAAAACGCCGAUAGGCGAGGAGCAGGCGGCACAAGCGGUCCUGGACCCGGCGUUAGGUAUUAUCGCAACGAAAACAUUGAGAGAAGAAAUGGAGCGGAAUUUAUUUGAAGCGGCGAUGGAGGAGGAAUCUACCGAGCUGCCGGGCACCGACGGUCUGGCGCCGAAGCAGCGGCACCAGGCCAAGCACCGCGAGCUGUUCCUGUCGCGCCACGUGGAGACGCUGCCCGCGACGCACAUACGCGGCAAGUGCACGGUCACACUCCUCAACGAGACGGAGUCGCUGCUCAGCUAUCUCAAUAAGGAUGACGCAUUUUUUUAUUGUUUAGUAUUUGAUCCUUCACAAAAGACUUUAUUAGCAGAUAAGGGAGAAAUCAGAGUUGGAAGUAGAUAUCAGACUGAAGUAACUAAUUUAUUAAAAGAAGGCGAGGAGGAGCCUCGGAACAGCGAGGACCUGGAGACGCUGGUCUGGACGCCGGAGCACGGGCUGACGGACAGGCAGAUCGACCAGUUCCUGGUGGUCUCCCGCUCGGUGGGCACGUUCGCGCGCGCCCUCGACUGCUCCUCCAGCGUGAAGCAGCCCUCGCUGCACAUGUCCGCCGCAGCGGCCAGCCGCGACAUUACGCUGUUCCACGCGAUGGACACGCUGCACAAGUCCGGCUACAGCAUAGAGGGGGCGCUGUCCUCGCUGGUGCCCGCCUCGGGGCCGGUGCUGUGCCGCGACGAGAUGGAGGAGUGGUCCGCCUCCGAGGCGAACCUCUUCGAGGAGGCGCUCGACAAGUACGGCAAGGACUUCGCCGACAUACGACAGGACUUUUUGCCAUGGAAGACGCUAAAGAACCUGGUGGAGUACUACUACAUGUGGAAGACGACGGACCGAUACGUUCAGCAGAAGCGCGUCAAGGCGGUGGAGGCGGAGUCGAAGCUGAAACAAGUGUACAUUCCCAAUUACAACAAGCCGAACCCGGCGCUGAUCGCGAGCGGCGGCGGCAAGGGGGGCGCCGUCCUCAACGGCGGCACGAACGGCACCGCCGCGCCGGCCGCCCACCUCUGCGCCUCCUGCCAAGUGACAAAUUCAAACCAGUGGUACGCAUGGGGCCCGCAACAUUUACAAUACAGACUCUGCGGUUCGUGCUGGCAGUACUGGAAGAAAUAUGGUGGUCUUAAGACGGCGGGCGUGUUUGGCGAGAGCGAAGCGGAGGCGGCCAAAGGCGCCCGCGAGGGGGACGAGACGGCGCUGUCCGCCUCCCACCGCCCCCACCGCUGCACCGUUGUCAAUUGCGCCAAGGAGUUCAAGCUGCGCGCGCACCUGGCGCGGCACGUGGCGACCGCGCACGGCGCCGGCGAGGGCGCGCGGCCCGUGAUGAAGACGCGCGCCGCCUUCUACCUGCGCGCGUCGCCCUUCACGCGGCUGGCGCGCCGGCUCGCGCGCGCCCUGCGCCGCCCGCGCCACUACGCGCGCUCGCCCUUCUCGCCCAUCAACCUGCACCAGGUCAAGCACGAGUGCACUAUCGCGAUGGCGGGCGUGGGCGUGGGCGUGGGCGUGGGCGGUGCGGAGGUGCGCGGCGCGGCGGGGGCGGCGCGGGCGCGCGGGCCCGUGGGCGCGGUGGCGGCGCGGCUGGCGGCAGCGCACGGCACCGCCGCGCCGCGCGCGCAGGACUGGCUGGCGCUCACGCCGCGCGACCGGCUGCCGGCGCCCGCGCACGUCGCCUUCCCCAAGCCGCCCAAGGCGCCCGACGGCAGCCUCAUGUACGAGCGCGUGAUGACGCGCGCCGAGCUGGAGGCGCGACGCAACGAGCCCGCGCCGGCGCCGCCGCUCAAGCGCCGCGCCUAUGACGACAUCAACGGACUCGACAGAGCGGCGGCGGGGGCGGGCGCGGGGCUGCGCGAGGCGCGCGAGGCGCCGGCGCCGCCGCCCGCCAAGCGGCCCAACAAGCACCCGGCGCCGAUGCAGCGGCCCUCGCGCGAGCAGUACGCCGCCAUGUGCGCGCGCGCCCAGGCCACCGGCCAGCCGCUGCCCGCCCACGUCUUCACACACGUCAAUGGCAAGCCGACGAACCUAACGGGCCGCGGCGGCCGUCGCCACGUCAUCUCGUGGAUGGAUGCACCGGAUGACCUCUACUUCAGAGCCUCCGAUGUCGCAAAGGCGGCCCGGCGGACGCUGAGCAGCGGGGAGCUGCGGCGCGGGGCGCGCGCGCCCUGGCGGGCGGUGCGGGGCGGCGGCGGCGGGGCGGCGGGGGGCGCGCCCGGCAAGGCGCCCGCGCCCGCGCCGCCGCUGCAGCUCGUCAUCCUCGAC
Molecule: messenger RNA, 2535 nt
Organism: Iphiclides podalirius (scarce swallowtail)
Lineage: Eukaryota; Metazoa; Arthropoda; Insecta; Lepidoptera; Papilionidae
Source: the annotation of a GenBank genome assembly